AAGUGUCCUCACAUUUGAAAGAACUGUAGCUUGCUAACUGGUGGACGUAAAUGGACAGGUUAACGUUAGAUAGCUUGGAGCUGGUUUGGAGCUUUUACCUCCCCCUGUGUGUCGCGGUGAGCAGUGAUGGAGCAGUUAUAGGUGUUGGUGGAAACAGAGAGAGAGAUGGUCCCUUAACAGUCUGACCUGAAGAAAAACAACAGUCAGCCAGCAGUCCAAAGCUGCAAAUGGAGAAUGGAGACCUGGGUCACAUGAUGGGGGAGCCCGUGACUCUGAAUGUGGGCGGCUGUGUGUACAGCACGUCUCUGUCCACGCUGCAGCGCUAUCCAGACUCCAUGCUGGGAGCCAUGUUCGGAGGAGACCUGCCCACCGUCAGGGACGCAAACGGAAACUACUUCAUUGACCGUGAUGGCCUGCUUUUUCGCUACAUCCUCAACUUCCUCAGGACGUCAGAGCUGACGCUGCCGUGCGACUUCAAGGAGACAGAGUUGCUCAGGAAGGAGGCUGACUUCUAUCAGAUCGAGCCCCUGAUCCAGUGCCUGGGAGACCCCAAACCCCUGCUUCCCUACCCCACUGACACUUACGAGGAGGUGGUGGAGCUGUCCAGCACCAGGAAGCUGUCCAAGUACUCCAACCCUGUCGCAGUCAUCAUCACCCAGCUCACCAUCACCACCAAGGUCCAUGCAUUGUUGGAGUCCAUCUCCAGUGGUUUCACAAAGUGGAACAAACACAUGAUGGACACCAGAGACUACCAGGUGUCCUUCACCUUCGGACCAUGUGACCAUCAACAGGAAGUCAGCCUGCGUGUCCACCUGCUUGACUUCAUCUCCAAAGCUGGUUUCACAAUACGCAACACACGUGUGCACCACAUGAGCGAACGGGCCAAUGAGAACACGGUUGAACAUCAUUGGACGUUCUGCCUACGUGCCCGCAAAGUCGCAAACUGAUGGAUGAACUGAUGGAGACAGAUUUGUUGAGAGACAGAAGAUGGUCAGGGUGUCUGCAGACAGACAGACAGACAGACAGAGAGACUUAUUUGUGGAGGCUUUGUUGUUAGGUGUUAAUGUUUUGUAUAACAUGUGUUGUUUUUGAAUCACAAAGAAGUCCUUUUUUUUUGGAAAGUAAAGUCAUUUUUGGAAAGUGUUUUCUCAGCACAAGGUGAGGUUACUGAAGGCUAGCACAUUAGCUACAUGUAGUAUAUUAUGAUGAGACGUUUUGGAAUCACAUGCUCACGUGUAGCUGCAAUGUUUGGGUACAAGUUUGUCCACAUACUUUUGGCCACAUACUGUAAGGUAGCUACAUAAUGGGCAUAUCAGCAGUAUCACAAAUCUGUUGUAGUAAUUGCAAAUUAAACACUCUGGAAAAUUCUGA
Perca fluviatilis (European perch) is the source of this 1371-nucleotide messenger RNA. RefSeq names its product potassium channel tetramerization domain containing 6a (gene kctd6a). The transcript is spliced from 6 exons. The coding region runs from base 228 to 947 and encodes 239 amino acids. Gene Ontology annotation, biological process: protein homooligomerization. Gene Ontology annotation, molecular function: protein binding. Lineage: Eukaryota; Metazoa; Chordata; Actinopteri; Perciformes; Percidae. The record is from RefSeq and is a predicted model, not a curated record.